UAAAAGUCCGUGAAAUAUGGGGUUUCGUCACAUGCUGAAAAUGGCCUUAACUGUGUCAUUGCGUCGCGUAUUGCUCAUGCUGCUGACGGCAACGGUAUUCAUACUAAUGGUUUUAUAUUGGAAUCAAGAUGGCAUAAAACCGCAAGCCUUCAUAGUGGAGAAGUCGAUGAAACGCCGAGCUGAUGUUAACAAGCGACCGCCAAUUCCUGACGAAAAGCUCUGGACAUACAAGUGUGAGAACGAGCGUUGCGUACGACAUUCGUAUCCCACCAAAGAUGGUGGUGGCGUUUCCACCGAUCGUCGCAUACCCUUCAUGACGUGUGCCAUGACUUGCGGCGAAGUCAAUAUUUGGCCGCAUCCAACUAUAAAAACUGCCAUUAGUUCAGUGUCAUUGAAAUUCACCAUGGAAGAUGUGCAACUGCGCAUGGAUACACCGCACAGCGUUGUCGAAACGCAAUUUAAGCAAGCGUUUGCUUAUUUCCUAAGCGAUCUGCGUCGCAUACAACGACUACCCGGUGCAGAUGAAAGCUCAGAUGGCGCGGGCGGCGGCGGCGGCGGUGGUGGCGGUACUGGUGGCCGGGAUUCGGCUACUGAUGCUAAUACUGGCGUGCGAUCUCAAAGUCCGGAGAGACCACAACAGCAGCAACGUCAUAAACGUGCGCGGCGAGACAUAGUUGAUGAUGUUGCUGUCGGUGGUGGCAGUGAGCAGCUGGCGGCAGUCGCAUUCCAUCAUCAGCGCGCGAGGCGACAUGUCGAUAUUGGUCGUUCGUUGGGCAAUAGUUUGGGUGAAAAUAUGGCACCAGCGGCGAUUUUGAGUAAUGUUUUCAACACCCGUCGCCACUGUGACAUUGAUACGCUGCUGGUGCAGGUGGAAGUGCAUAAAUCUGGCGAAAUAAAUCUAAGCUUGGACACCGAUGAGAGUUAUAAGCUUUCCGUUGCACAUGAGCGUCGCACCAUUAACGUCCACAUCACAGCAAACUCAUUCUUUGGCGCCCGACACGCCUUAUCCACGCUACAGCAAUUGAUUUGGUACGACGACGAAGACAAUCUUUUACGCAUACUAUCAAAGGCUAUUAUUAUUGACACACCAAGAUUUCGCUAUCGCGGCCUUAUGUUGGAUACUUCACGGCACUAUUUCUCAGUUGAGGCCAUUAAACGUACCAUCGUCGGCAUGUCACAUGCGAAACUUAAUCGCUUUCAUUGGCACAUAACCGAUACGCAAAGUUUUCCUUAUGUGUCCAAAUAUUUCCCAGAGAUGGCGGCUCAUGGCGCCUACUCCGAGCAUGAAACCUACACACCUGAGGAUGUGCGCGAUGUGGCGGCAUUUGCCCGACUACAUGGCGUACAGGUGUUGCCUGAAAUCGAUGCGCCUGCGCACGCUGGUAACGGUUGGGAAUGGGGACCGAAACGUGGCCUCGGCGAACUGAGUUUAUGUAUAAAUCAACAGCCUUGGAGUUUCUAUUGUGGUGAACCGCCUUGUGGGCAACUGAAUCCUAAAAAUAAUAACACCUACCUGGUACUGCAGCGCCUCUAUGAGGAGCUAUUGAAUGCUACCGGUCCGACAGAUUAUUUUCACCUUGGCGGCGAUGAGGUGAAUCUAGAGUGCUGGGGACAGUACUUCAAUGACACAGAUUUGCGUGGUUUGUGGUGUGAUUUUAUGCUCAAUGCGUUGGCACGACUGAAAAUAGCCAACAACAAUGUAGAACCACGCGUAGUGAGUGUUUGGUCCAGUGGUCUGACGAACACAAAAUGUCUUCCAAACAGCCGAUUCGCUGUGCAAGUAUGGGGCGGUAGUACGUGGCAGGAGAACUAUGAUCUCAUUGAUAACGGUUUCAAUGUGAUCUUCUCACACGUCGACGCCUGGUACCUAGACUGUGGUUUUGGUAAUUGGCGUUCAACAGGAGAGGGUGCCUGUUCGCCUUAUCGCACUUGGCAGAAUGUCUACAAACACAGACCAUGGGAGCGUAUGCGACUUAAUAAAGCGCAGCGUAAACAGGUAUUGGGCGGCGAAGCUUGUAUGUGGACAGAGCAAACCGAUGAGUAUCAAUUGGAUAAUCGAUUAUGGCCACGUGCUGCUGCGCUAGGCGAAAGAUUAUGGAGUGAUCUUGACGAUGAUCGGGAAUUCGAUGUGGUGCCACAGGACGUUUUCAAGCGUAUGUCCGUAUUUCGUAAUCGACUCGUAGAAUUGGGCUUGGAAGCAGAACCAAUAUUCCCGAAAUUCUGUGCACAGCAUCCGGGCGAAUGUAUUUGAUACUAUUUCUAAUCGCUGAAACAGUCUGCAUUUGUACAUAGUAUGUACACGAGUAUGCGCAAGAAAUUUAGAAAUUCUGAUAACUCAGUUUGGAACGAUUUGUGCCUAAACAGUGAGAAAGUUCAUGUUCAUGCCGGAGUUGUCUGAAUUUUAUUUUGUUAAAGUUAUUUGAGGAUUUUUUUUUUUUAUAUUGCUAGGUUAAGAAAAUUAGACAUGUAUACGUAAAAGAUUUGCUGAAUUGUGCCAAGCUAAAUAGUGAACGAGGUUAAAAAAGCAUAAAAGUACAGCAUGUAAAAAUGGCACGAAGCGGCAAUCUAAUUUAUAUUCGAAUAUGUUUAUUUUUUAAAUUUUACUAGUGCAAUUGUUUUUAUUUAACGUACAUAUAUUUUAAAUUCAACUAAUUUUGCACAUACAAACAAAUGUGUAUGAUUUUUUUUGAUAUUAUGUUUUGCGCAAGUCAUUUGUAUAUACAUACCUAUAUUUACGCACACUCAAUAAUAUACGUAUGUUUGCUUCAUAAAUGUAGAUUACCGAGAACAAGUUAGUUAAAUUAUAUUUUUAUUUGUAAAUAACUGGAAGACAGAAAGAACACCGAUAUGCAUGUCCUUUUGAAGAAAUUCCUAGUGAGUUUUCGUAUAUCGUUGAUAUUUUCAAUUAUCAUUUGUUUGCGUUUGUAUGCGCGAUGAUUGUGAUAUCAUUUCAUUGUGCAUGAGAAAGAAAGCUAUAGGCUGCAAUACAAUGUCGAGCGUGUUGGAACGUUUUUGCGCACAUGCGUGCCCCCGAACGUGAAGGCAAAUAAUGGAACACCAACAACUCAUGCGCUCAAAGCCAAAGACACAGAAAAUGUAUUGCGUUUGUUUUAAUUCUAAUAAAAUUAUUGGCUUUGGCACGAACAAAAUUUGCAGAAUAGUGAAACAUAAUUUUAAAGAUUUAAUAGAAAAUAUACAUUAGCAUAAAUUGAAAGGGAAAGCUACUAGUUUUAAGUGAUUUUUAGUGAUACAAUGUGACCUUAUUUGAUAAUGAGAAUGUAAAACAAAAACAUGAAAAAAAAAUCUUAUAAAGCAUUAAACUGGCGGUUUUCGUAUAAAUUAACUAAAUUAAUGUUAUGAAACCUACUUAAGCUAGUUGUAAUUAAGUUUGGAGCAGUUAAUUUAAAAUAUUUUUUUUUUAUUAGUUUUUAACUAAAAGCUCUCUGCAAGCUAUUAAAAAUAUUGCUGUUUUACUACCUAUUUACUUCAUAGUUAAAGUCGUUAUACAUAUACAUACAUACAUACUUACCAAUUGUCUCUUUGUGAAGCUUCUUUUAUAUUUCAUACCUUUUGGUUUUGAAUUUUAUACUCGAUAUUUAUAAACUAUGCCGGCCAAUGCAUUAACUAAACAAACAAAAGAUUUGCUAAAUAUUUUACUCUUCCAUUGACGCGCUCUUUUGAAUCUCUCUUUCAUGCAAAUGUGUUGCACUUUGCUCUCUACACAUACAAACUUACAUUGCUUGUACACAUUUAUACAUAUGCAAAUGUAAAAAUUGAGCAUUUAAUUUAUAAUGUGUUUGUCUGUAUGCCUGUUAAUUAUACAUAUAUCUCUGGGUCUGUAUGCAUGCAGGUUUCGGUAUACAUAUGGAUAAAUACCUACAUGUAUACCAUAAAUAAAAUAGAACAAUAUUCAUUUUAAAAUCAUUUACGUGACUAUACAUUAAUUGCUAAAUAAAUUAGGUACGCUCUCUGUAGCCAUAUGCAUAAUGAACAUUAAAAUUAAUUUAAAAUAUAUAUCAAAAAGUAAGGGCAAAAAUUUACCUACACAAAAUGUUACAAGAUUUGACAUACAAAAAAUUAUACAUACAUACAUACCUACAUAUAAAAUAAAUAACUUUAAGUACUGAGAAUCGCGUAUACAAAUUAACUCAUGUAAAGUUAGUACGUAUUAAGAUUUAUGUGAAUCGUAUAAUCUUAGGCAGUCAUAAUAUUUAUAGUAAUACAUAAUGUUUUCUUUUUUAAAAAUGAUAUUGUAACGGUAGAAGAUUAAUAAAGUACUUAUUGAAAAUAAUGAAAAUAA
Molecule: messenger RNA, 4300 nt
Organism: Rhagoletis zephyria (snowberry fruit fly)
Lineage: Eukaryota; Metazoa; Arthropoda; Insecta; Diptera; Tephritidae
Gene: fdl
Product: beta acetylhexosaminidase fused lobes
Biological process (GO): protein deglycosylation; glycosaminoglycan metabolic process; carbohydrate metabolic process
Cellular component (GO): plasma membrane
Molecular function (GO): beta-N-acetylglucosaminidase activity
Source: RefSeq, a predicted model, not a curated record